Molecule: messenger RNA, 1358 nt
Organism: Dendrobium catenatum
Lineage: Eukaryota; Viridiplantae; Streptophyta; Magnoliopsida; Asparagales; Orchidaceae
Product: aspartic proteinase-like protein 1
Biological process (GO): proteolysis
Molecular function (GO): aspartic-type endopeptidase activity
Source: RefSeq, a predicted model, not a curated record
GUUACAUUACACAUGGGUUGAUGUUGGCACUCCAAAUGUUUCAUUCCUGGUGGCAUUGGAUGCUGGGAGUGAUUUGUUCUGGGUUCCCUGUGAUUGCAUAAAAUGUGCUCCCCUGUCUGGCUAUCAUGGUAGUUUGGAAAAAGAGCUUGGAAUGUAUAAUCCAGAUGAAUCCAAGACGAGCAAGCAUCUUUCCUGUAGUCAUGAGCUAUGUACUUUGGGUGGUAGUUGCAGUAGCUCAAAGCAACCUUGUCCUUACACUGUCAACUACUAUUCAGAAAAUACAUCUACUUCUGGCUUGCUGGUAGAGGAUACCAUCUACCUGGCAAAAACUGACGAUCACUCAUCAAUAAAAGCCCCUGUGAUUUUAGGGUGUGGCAGAAAGCAAAGUGGUGGUUAUUUAGAUGGUAUAGCUCCUGAUGGCCUUCUUGGAUUGGGAUUUGGUGAAAUUUCUGUUCCUAGCAUCUUGGCAAAGGCUGGAUUUGUGAGAAAUUCUUUCUCCAUGUGCUUCAGAGGUGAUGACUCUGGUAGAAUAUUUUUUGGUGAUCAAGGAGUUUCCACUCAGCAUUCAACUCCAUUUGUGGCAUUGGAUGGAAAAUAUGUUACUUACAUUAUCGGAGUGGAGAAAUUUUGUGUUGGAUCUUGGUGUUUUGGGAAAACCAGCUUUCAAGCACUAGUUGACAGUGGAUCCUCUUUCACAUUUCUACCUGAAGAAGUAUACAGGAAGGUUACUUUGGAGUUUGACAGGCAAAUUAAUGCUUCAAGGUUAGAUUAUGAUGGUUCACCAUGGGAAUACUGCUACAGUGCCAAUGCACUUGAGGCGCCUCAGGUUCCAUCUAUAACGUUAACUUUUUCGGUGAAUGAGAGUUUCGAAGUUAUCAAUCCUAUAUUCUCAAUUUAUGACAAAGAGGAACAUGAUCUAGCUGGAUUUUGUAUAGCUCUGCAAUCAUCAGCUGAAAGUAUAGGAACAAUUGGCCAAAAUUUUAUGACGGGAUAUCAUAUGGUCUUUGACAGAGAAAACUUGAAGUUAGGAUGGUCGCGUUCAGAUUGCCAUAAUCUUGACAACAGCACAACGAUUCCUCUUACUUCACCACCACACAGCACUACAGAUUCUCCACUGCCAACAAACCAGCAGCAAAGCUCCCCUAAUGGCCGAGAGGUAACGCCGGCCAUCGCCGGAAGGGCGCCCAGCACCACUUCUGCAGCCUCACCUCAGGAACCCCUCUGGUUUUGUUCCUUAUUUCUUUUUUUGUCUCAGUUUUUCUUAUCUUUAGUUGUUUGAAUGUUUAACAUUAAUAUAUAUUGAUAUGUGCAUAUUCAUAGUCUAUGUAAAUUUUAUAUCAUUAAGCAGGCUUGCCUUU